AUGGCCAAAAUCCUAGUGCUCAAUCCCAACUCGUCUCGUUCCAUGACAGAUGGUGUCAAAAAAGUGGUUGCGUCUGCAGAACUUCCCCAGGGUACGGAUAUUCAUUACUACACUGGACCCUCGAGUGCUCCGGCAAGUAUCAAUGACGGCGACGAUAUUGAUGCCAGCGUUCAAGCUGUAAAAGCAGACGCAUGGCCAUAUAUUAAGGAGCAAGGGUUCGACGGCAUAGUGGUUGCGUGUUUUAGCGUGCAUCCUUUGGUCGUCGAGCUUGCUCGGGAGAAUAUACUGGCAACUGGCAUCUUUGAGGCCAGUAUAUUGACCGCACUGCCUCUCCUCCUCCCCGACGAGAAAUGGGGCAUUGUGACGACUGGAAAAUUCUGGGAGGCUCAUCUCCUGCACGGAGUCCAACAUUUCCUCGGUGCAAGCGUUUCUGAUUCCAACGACAAGUUCGCAGGCGUCGAGUCUACAGGACUGAUUGCCUCGGAUUUUCAUCAUGGUGUCAGUCCCGAGGUAAUCAACCAAAAGAUACGUGAGGCAACCAAGAGACUUCUUCGCAAAGGCAAAGUAACAUGUGUAGCCAUGGGAUGUGCGGGCAUGGCUGGCCUGGAGGAUCAGAUCCGUACAGCGGCUAUGGAGGAAUGUGGCGAGGACUUUGCGUACAAGACGUUCAAAGUCAUCGACGGAGUUGCUGCAGGUGUCAUGCAGGUGGAGCAGUUGAUCCGACAGCAAUGGUUGCUGAAAAGAGGUUCAUAA
Messenger RNA from Pestalotiopsis fici W106-1, 753 nucleotides. RefSeq lists its product as uncharacterized. NCBI's taxonomy places the organism in Eukaryota, Fungi, Ascomycota, Sordariomycetes, Amphisphaeriales, Sporocadaceae. The record is from RefSeq and is a predicted model, not a curated record. The transcript has 2 exons. The coding region runs from base 1 to 753 and encodes 250 amino acids.